Molecule: messenger RNA, 1236 nt
Organism: Pestalotiopsis fici W106-1
Lineage: Eukaryota; Fungi; Ascomycota; Sordariomycetes; Amphisphaeriales; Sporocadaceae
Exons: 1
Coding region: 1-1236 (411 amino acids)
Biological process (GO): lipid metabolic process
Source: RefSeq, a predicted model, not a curated record
AUGGUGUCGACAUUCUCGACGCUUCUGACGAUCCUUCUGGUGGUCUGCCAGGCAGGUCUGAUCCUGGCUUCACCGUCGCCCUCGUGGCCUCAACAACCUCUCGACGCGCAGGAUAGUCGCCCGCACCACAAGAGUAUAUCCAACCACUUCUUCACCGCCCUCGAACGCUUAUCACGACUUGUCGAUAUAGCCUAUUGUGUUGGAACCACCGGCCUCUCUAGACCUUUUGAGUGCGCCUCACGCUGCAAGGACUUCCCAACGUUACAGCUGGUUACAACUUGGAACACGGGGGUCUUGAUGAGCGAUAGCUGCGGCUAUAUAGCGGUCGACCAUGGCGCAAAGCUAGGGUCCAAACAGAACACGGAGCUGUAUGGAAAUGACAAGCAGGGUGCCAUCAUUGUUGCCUUUCGAGGAACCUACAGCAUCACGAACACCGUGGUGGAUCUGAGUACGAUUCCACAGGAAUACGUUCCAUACCCAUCCCCGGAAGACGGAGGCGACAGCCCCCCAAAAGAGCCUGAGCACAGGUGUCAUAAUUGUACUGUGCACAUGGGUUUCUUGUCAUCCUGGACUGUCGCGCGGGAAGCUGUUUUGCCUACUCUCAAGCCGCUGGUCGCUCAAUAUCCCAACUACCCCAUUUACCUCAUCGGGCACAGUCUAGGAGGCGCUGUAGCUGCGUUGGCUGCUCUGGAAAUGAAGGUGAUUCUGGGGUGGCAUAAUAUCACGGUGACCACAUUUGGAGAGCCCAGGGUGGGUAACGGUGGCUUUGUGCGAUAUCUGGACACCGUCUUCGAACUCAAAGACAAUGCAACAGAACCGGAGGAUUGGACAUACCGACGGCUCACCCAUGUCGACGAUCCCGUACCCCUUCUACCGCUCCAUGACUGGGGCUACAGAUCGCAUGCUGGCGAGAUUUUCAUCUCCAAACCCGACUUGGCUCCUGUACCUGAGGAUAUCUGGCCUUGUGUAGGCGAUUAUGACCCAGAGUGUGCUGCGGGAUCCGAGGGUGAGACUGAGCUCUCGAGAAUUGCUCGGGACGAACUUCUUGCUCUGAAGGAAGAAGAUGGAGAGAUGCGUGCAGAGAAGCGAUGGGGUUUUCCAACAAGAUUCAAGCUCUGGCAGCUUUUCUUUGCACAUCGAGACUAUUUUUGGCGCUUGGGCUUGUGUGUGCCGGGAGGAGACCCUUUCGACUGGGGUCGCGGCAGGUAUCCUGACGGAAAGCAAACGGAAUUGUAG